GUGGCUUCCCAUUGGCCAGUCAGUGUCCGGGCCGAUCCUGCCCUCCGCAAUUGAGCGCUUCAGGUCUACGCCGACCUCUUCUCCUUCGUGUCAACCCGCACGCCAGCCCGUGCACUCGGCAAUCGUGCUGCGAUCUGAUUUCAGGGCUCGAGGUCUGGUUCGGAUCCCUCGGGCCUCGAGGCUGCCAGUGUGACCUUGAGCAAGUCUCGCCUGCUGGGCUUCAGGUUCCCUUGUGUGAACUAGGGUGGGAUGAACAGUGUGGUCCUUACCCUGAGCUUUUGUAAGUUUCUGGACAGAGCCACACUCCCUGCUCCCUACAAGUCUUGGUCAUGAACGCCCCUGGAGGAAGGAGGCAGGAAGGUAGAAGGACUCAUACAUCCCGGGAACAGGACCGAGGUGUGCAGUUGUCUAAGGCUCUGUCUUAUGCCCUUCGCCACGGGGCCUUAAAGCUGGGACUUCCCAUGCGAGCUGAUGGCUUCGUGCCCCUGCAAGCCCUCCUGGAGCUGCCCCAGUUCCACAGCUUCUCAAUUGAGGAUGUGCAGCUUGUGGUGGAAACCAAUGAAAAGCAGCGGUUUACCCUGCAACCAGGCGAGCCGAGCACUGGGCCCCUCAUCAGAGCCAAUCAAGGCCACUCCUUACAAGUCCCUGAGUUGGAACUGAUGCCCCUGGAGACACCACAAGCCCUGCCCCUGACGCUAGUCCAUGGUACAUUCUGGAAGCAUUGGCCAUCUAUUCUACUGAAGGGCUUGUCACGCCAAGGAAGGACGCACAUCCACUUGGCCUCAGGAUUGCCUGGGGACCCUGGUGUCAUCAGUGGCAUUCGUCCAAAUUGUGAAGUGGCAGUGUUCAUCGAUGGACCCCUAGCCCUCACAGAUGGAAUCUCUUUCUUCCGCUCUGCCAACGGGGUGAUCCUGACUCCAGGGAAUGCUGAAGGCUUCCUGCUUCCCAAGUACUUCAAGGAGGCCCUGCAGCUCCGACCUAUCCGAAAGCCUCUCUCCCUGGCUGGUGAUAAAGAGACAGGGUCUCAGAGUGGCCCCAAGCACAGUUCCAGACGAGGAAGAAGAAAGACCCAACAAUAAAAUAUUUAUUUAUUAAAAAAACUGAAACAAACACAGAAAGAAAGUCCAGCUUCAAACCAG
Molecule: messenger RNA, 1139 nt
Organism: Grammomys surdaster
Lineage: Eukaryota; Metazoa; Chordata; Mammalia; Rodentia; Muridae
Gene: Trpt1
Product: tRNA phosphotransferase 1
Exons: 7
Coding region: 330-1079 (249 amino acids)
Biological process (GO): tRNA splicing, via endonucleolytic cleavage and ligation
Molecular function (GO): tRNA 2'-phosphotransferase activity
Source: RefSeq, a predicted model, not a curated record